GGAGCUAACUGGCUGUUCGACGGGUGCGGAGAGACGGCGGCGAGGGGCAGAAAGGCACCAAGCGGCUUGGCUCGACCCGGCAAAGCAGUUCCAAGGAAUAGCCGGUCGUGUGGCUCAGGUGCUGAACUGCCAUGGGCUAGACUAGAACUCAGCCCCCGGAGUCGAGUUGGGACGGGAGGGGUUGGGGAAGCAGGCAGAAUAACAAGAGGGGUCCGAGCAUGUGCAAAGCGCCACCCUCUCUCCCCAGCGCUAGAACAAACCCUCCACUGUACACGUGCACUUUGCUUUUCAGAAAAUGGGACCUGCUCCAGUGGUUUGUGGGGGGGGGGGGAAUCUCCAGGAACGAUGGCCGAGGGUCUCUCUGAGCAUGUGAAGAGUCUCUGCCACUCUCCCCUGCAGGCGUAUCACCUACCAAUUCGUUUAUCUUGAUGCAAGAACCGCUGCCUGUGUCUCAAUGUUGUCCUGGGUUGAGGAUCAUCUCCCUGCUAAUCCCAGUCAAAGCUCCUCACCAGGGAGGGAACCGCUCUGGAGACGGGGCUUUGCAACUGAUUUUAUGCCACAGAAGCACUAUUAAUUAAUGAAUAGCCCUACUAGUACUACUACUAAUAAUACUAUGGUUUUAUUAUUGUUCCUGAGCAUUUCACAGUGCCCUGACAUUCAUAAAUUAAGCAGGCUAAACUUUCUCUGGCAUGUGCCUCUGAGCAUGGACAGAGUAUUUUCCCGGUGUUAUUACUGAGUAACCACAGGAGGCUUCUUCAGAUUGGGCAGGAGAGAUUUAAUGGCUUUCAGGCUUUCAGGCUGGGCGGGGGGGCUUCCUAGGGAAACAGCCCCAUCCAUCUGCCCAGCCACGCUUCUCAAUUUAGACACUGACCCCUGGAAGUUCCAGGAGCCCCCGACCAGACCACCCAGCUGCAAAGGUGGGAAACUCCCCGGCGGGGAGGGUCUCUGCACCCGGCAGGGUAGGGUGAGGGGCUGGACCCGAGCCAGGUGGGCUUAGCCCCAGACAGGAGCAGAUCCGAAGCAGCCCCAGAAGCAACUUGAGUCCAUGUCGCUUUUAAAAAAAUAGGUCCGGUCGACCCAAUUUGAGUCACACGACUCAAAUUAAUUAAUUUUGUGUGCUAUCUCUUUUGACAAUCCUGAAGUUGUGGAGUCAAUAGUCACAGGUGUUGUAAUCCAUACCAUGAUCAACUCCUGCCCGGGAACCAAUGUCCAGACUGUGGAAGGACGUGUGGAUCCAGAAUUGGCCUCCACAGUCACUUACGGACUCACUGUUAAAACCGUGUUUAUGGAAGACAAUCUUACUCAGCUACGAGUGAUCGCCAAAGAAGAAGAAGUAGAAGUUGGCUGUUCUGCUGAAGAAUGCCUAAAUUCUUUCUGCGCAUUGUCUCCACAAAAUGACCUUGCAAGAAAGCUCUCGGGAUGUGAAUAUGUUGCUCGAAAAAACAGAAAAAUAUUAAUCACAGAACUGUAGAAUGGUUUAGUUGGAAGGGACCCUGAGGGUCAUCUAGCCAAAUCCGCUGCAAUACAGGAACUUUUUGCCCAACAUGGGGCUCAAACUCAAUGCCCUGAGAUGAAAAGUCUCAUGCUUUACCGACAGAGCUAGCAUUCUGCAGACCGGACAGGAGUCGGUGCUUUCUUUGCCCCCUUAGCCAGGCAUGGCGUGCCCCUGGAAGAUCUGGAGUCUCCCCACUCUCUGCUGUAUACCUGAAGGAUCGUCUCUACCCCUAUCGUUCAACCCGGACACUGAGGUCCAGCUCUGAGGGCCUUCUGGCAGUGCCCUCCCUGCGAGAAGUGAGGUUACAGGGAAGCAGGCAGAGGGCCUUCUCAGUAGUGGCGCCCGCCUUGUGGAACGCCCUCCCAUCAGAUGUCAAGGAAAUAAAUAAUGAUCUGACUUUUAGAAGACAUCUGAAGGCAGCCCUGUUUAGGGAAGUUUUUAAUGUUUGAUGUUUUAUUGCAUUAUUAUCAUCAUCAUCAUCAUCAUCAUCAUCAUCAUUAUUUGUGCUGGGGAAACCCAGCCAGAUGUGCAAGGUAUGUAUGUAUAAAUAAAUAUGAUGGUAAUAAUAAUAAUAAUAAUAAUAAUAAUAAUAAUGUGUCCCUUCCCCGAGGCAACAGCACAGUCCUGAACACAUCAGGGGAUAGGCAGGAAUGGUGGACCAGCCCUAAGCCAACUAUAAUGGAUGUGAUAGCUUUUCUAUAUAUAAUUAUAUUAAUUAUUUUUAAUUUUACAACGGCUUGCGUUUCCUGCUGGUUUGUAGCCUUUUCCCCCCCAAACAGCAACAAUGGGAGAUAAGAGCAAUGCUGUCACAGGUUUGGCAUUUGCACUGGCAUACUUCUGGAGCUAAGAGGCGGGAGGAGGCUGGGAAGGUGGCCAGCAGAUGAGAGGGGCUUGAUCAGAAGCUGCUGAGAUGUGUGUAAACAUAAGGCACUAAGUUCUUUCCUUUAAUUCCUUCCCUGUCCUUCUGCCAGGCUAAGCGCUUUCGUCCGGCGAGUGCCUUUGAGAUCAUGGGGAAACUGCAGAGCAAAAUUAGCCGAAACUCCUCCAAACGCAGGUAAGGGGUGCGGGGGGGGGGGAGGACGGGACCAAAGUGGUGAUUUGGUGGGAUUGCAUUUCCCUUUUGUGGAUUUAGAUGCUGGCUUUUCAUCUCGCUCAUCUCCCAGCGGGGCAGCCUGGCAUUUCUGUCUCCUAGCAGCAAUCCUGCGAGGUUGCCUGAUGACAGAGAGAGGAAGAGGGCUGGCCAGGCGCAGCUCGCAGCUCGCAGCUCGCGCAGCUGCCUUGGGCGUCCAGAGGGUCCCUGGUUCAAUCCCUGCCAGCACCUCCAGCUAAAAGGAGCAGCAGGUGGUGGGAAGGACCCUCCCCUUCCUGAGACCCCAAAGAGGCUUGGAGGAGCCAGUUCUCGCUGAGCCGCUCUGGCGCUCUGAGCCAGGAGUUUCUUAAUUAAAGGCGUCCUAUGCAGGCAAUGAUUUUUUUAAGUGUCCACUUAGAAGGCUUGCUGGAAGAGGGAGCACAAAAAAGGCAAGAGAGACAGCGCCUGUCUGAUUUAUGCACUGUAGUGGGAGGGAGUUCCAAAGGGUCGCAGAAAGGAUUACCUGGUGAGGUGGUAUCUGCAGCAAGCCGAGCAUAGUGACCGGUUGGUUGUAGCAAGGGGUGAGGUCAUCUUUCAAGUCUCCUUAGCCGAGUGAUUUAAUUGGCAGCCAGUGCAAUUCUUUCAGUACCGCCGUCGUAGUGCCAGGGCAUUAUUCUGCCCCGGUGAGCAGUUGAGUCUCUGCAUUUUGCAUUUCUGGGACAACCUCAGGGGCAGCCCCACACCAAGCACAUUGCAGCAGUCCAGCCUGAAGAAUAACAGUGCAUGUAUGACCGUGGUCAGGUUAUCCCGGUCCAGAAACAGACAUAGCUGUCUUGCCAGCUGAAGCUGGUUGAUGCAGAGGUCACUUGGCCCUCUAGCUACAGAGAUGGAUCUCGGAGCACCUCCAGAAUAUGAACCUGCUCCAGAAGCAGUAGACGGUCCUUAUCCAAAGCAGGCAAUAGAUUUAGUUGUCUGGGCUCGGGAACCUGCUCAUCCACAGUGCCUCUGUUUUGCCAGGAUUCAGACUCAGAGGGCCUUCUUGGUAGUGGCGCCUGCCCUGUGGAACGCCCUCCCAUCAGAUGUCAAGGACAUGAGCAACUAUCCUACUUUUAGAAGACAUCUGAAGGCAGCCCUGUUUAGGGAAGUUUUUAAUGUUUAAUGCUGUAUUGUGUUUUUAAUAUUCGAUUGGGAGCCGCCCAGAGUGGCUGGGGAAACCCAGCCAGAUGGGCGGGGUAUAAAUAAAUUAUCAUCAUCAUCAUCAUCAAGAGGGCAUCUCAGCUCUGACUCUCCAGUCCCCCUCUCUUUGCACCCCCUCAAUAACUCUUCUCCUCAUUGACCACCUUGUCAUUUCCCUUAUUAAGGUUUGCUCUCUCUCUCUCAUCCUACCCCUCCCCGUCCCUAUCUUCUUUAAAUAUAGCCUUUAUUAUUUGCAAGAAUUGGCAUAACACUUGUUUAAAAUGUGGCAUUAGGCCAUCUCCCUUUUCUUUUUAAUGUUUUUAUUAAAAGAUUUCCAUGAGUAUCAAAAGUACAUUCAGUGUCUCUGCUUUCAAAUCGUGGAGUCCUUCAUGCAGGCUAGUGACAUUCAAUUUGAGACAUUUUUUAUUCCGUUCCCUCCAUAGCCACCAAGUUCCUGGCUUGAACUUUGGACCCUUCUGGCCAGAACAGGCUCUGAAAAAGGAAACGACCUGAACAGAACACAAAACAACGGAGCAGUUCCUGGCUCCAUUGCCCCUUGGUUAUGAAAUCUUUGCCACAGUGGAAAGUGGUUGUUGCAGUGGGGUGCAAGGGGGCUCCUUUGCCAUAAACCAGGAUCUAGUGUUAAGGACGCGGGUGGCGCUGUGGGUUAAACCACAGAGCCUAGGACUUGCCGAUCAGAAGGUUGGCGGUUCAAAUCCCCGUGACGGGGUGAGCUCUCAUUGCUCGCUCCCUGCUCCUGCCAAUUUAGCAGUUCAAAAGCACGUCAAAGUGCAAGUAGAUAAAUAGCGUGAAGGUAAACGGCGUUUCCGUGCGCUGCUCUGGUUCGCCAGAAGCGGCUUAGUCAUGCUGGUCACAUGACCCGGAAGCUGUACGCCGGCUCCCUCGGCCAAUAAAGCGAGAUGAGCGCCGCAACCCCAGAAUUGGCCAUGACUGGACCUAAUGGUCAGGGGUCCCUUUACCUUUAGUGUUAAGAAAACCCAGGUGGGUUUCAGUGCCUCAUAUCAUUCCUGUCUGUUUAUGUUUGCCUUCUCCUUUGCAGGGCUGACAGGUAUGAGGAAGAGCCCCCUCCUGCCAAGGUGGUUCAGCAGCCCUGUCCUGCUCACUGCGGUGCUGUGGCUUCAGUGGCGUCCCUCACAACUGACCUGUGCGUGUCAGGCGGCAAAGACAAGGUAGCUCGCAGGAGAGCAGCUAGCUGCAGCUGGCAGGAGCGCCUCACUGGUCCCAAAUGGAAGAGAGUGUGAGGACUUCUUGGGUCCACCUCUCUCUCCCCCAACCACCUCCCCACAAUCCUGUGUCGCUGCCCCCCUGAUUUCUAAUGCCAGGUUCACGAAAGAAAAGCCCGGGCAGAACAUCGCCUCCCUCUGUGGCCACGUUGCGGCCCCUGGUGGUCUUUCAAGAUGGCUGCCUUUAGGGGCAGGCAGUCCAGGGGAGCUGCUGGAGCACAGAGCUCAGCGGGCAGCAUGCCAUGGAUGCUCCAAAGAGUCCACCUUCCCCUGGGAAUCUGGAGCAACAUUGAGGUCCAUUUCUGAGGGCCUUCUGGUGGUUCCCUCACUGCUGGAAGUGAAGUUACAGGUAGCCAGGCAGAGGGCCUUCUCGGUAGUGGCACCCUCCUUGUGGAAUGCCCUCCUGUCAGAUGCCAAGGAGAUGAGUAACUAUAUAACCUUUAGAAGACAUCUGAAGGCAAUCCUGUAUAAGGAAGUUUUUAAUGUUUGAUGUUUUAUUGUGUUUUUAAUAUUUUGUUGGGAGUCGCCCAGAGUCAGAUGAGCAGUGGCAUAUUAUUAUUAUUAUUAUUAUUAUUAUUAUUAUUAUUAUUAUUCUGCUUGGGUGGCUUUGUGUUAAUGCUGGAGGCUCCGCUUCCUGUUUUUGUUUGAGGGGAAAUUUGCUAUCGUGGUGCAACUGCUAUGCACUUGAGCAACUGAGAUAUGAUACAUGCAUACAGGUUUAUUGUCCGUUGGCUAGAAAUGGAGCAUAUAAACAAAUGGUGCUGCAAACUCAAUUUAAAAAUGAGGCCUCUGAAAAGCUGAACCAGUUCCCUGUCUAGUGCUGGUUGAGAUAUAUGGAGUCGCAGAGAAGCUCAGUUUUGAUAGGCCCUUCCAGUUUAAAAUUGUGCUCCGUUCCCACUCUAUAUUUUAACGCAAAGUUUUCCCGUCAGAGGAACGCCACAUCCAGACCCAUUACCUUUAAAGCACACCUAUUCCACCUUAACAGCCACGGGGUCUGUAGCUUGUUAAGGGUGCUGAGAGUUGUUUUGAGAGUUCCCAGCGCCCUUAACAAACUACCAUUCCCAGGAAUCCUUGUGUAGGUGGUACUUUUUGCAGGAAUCUGAAAUAUUGCAUGAAAGCUUUCCCCCACGUUCUCUUUCUCCAGACUGUUGUUGUGUACAACUGGCGUCGUGGCACCCUGGUCAGGAGGUUCCUAGGUCACGAGCGAGAAGUUACUAAGGUAAACGCCAGAUUUUGGCUGCAAAAAUGUUUUCUUUCUGUCCGUCCCCUUGCAAGCAUAGACAACAGAGACCAGGACCCCAUCAUGUACCAUCAAGCACUAAGCGACAUGCAACCUUAAGAAAGGGCAGGGACACCUGGGAGGGUGUGAGAAGGUGGCUGCUUUGUGCGCAGAAGGCGCUAGGUUCAGUCUCCAGUUGAAAGGCUCUCACAGAAAUAGUAAACAACUACAGUGAUACCUCGGGUUAAGUACUUAAUUCGUUCCGGAGGUCUGUUCUUAACCUGAAACUGUUCUUAACCUGUAGCACCACUUUAGCUAAUGGGGCCGGAGCAUGAUUUCUGUUCUCAUCCUGAAGCAAAGUUCUUAACCCGAGGUACUAUUUCUGGGCUAGUGGAGUCUGUAACCUGAAGCGUAUGUAACCUGAGGUACCACUGUAUCUGACUUUUAGCAGACAUCCGAAAGCAGCCCUGUUUAGGGAAGUUUUUUAUGUGGUUUACUGUGGUUUUAUAACUGUUGCAAGCUGCCCAGGAUGGCUGGGGCAACCCAGUCAGAUGGGCGGCAUAUAAAUCAUAAAUUACUUUUAUUUUAUUUACGUAUUAUAUUUGUAUACUGCCCUAUACCUGUAGAUCUCAGGGCAGUUCACAACAAGAAAUUACAAUAUACAAAACACAAAAUGCAUAAGAAAACAACAACAACUUUUUCUGCCAGAGACCUGGGAGGGUGGCCAUUGCCAGUCAGAGUAGGCAGUGAUGGGUGGAAGAACAGUCUGAGGCAGCUUCCAUGUUUUUUGAACAACCUGUGUGGGAAAGGAUGGUUGUCUGAAUCCACUUCUCUUCUGUUCUGCCCCAGGUGACCUGCCUCCCGGCCUCCAACUGGCUCUUCAGUGCUUCCCGCGACAAGACGGCGCUGAUGUGGGGGUUCCAGGGGGGCUCUGGGGCAGUCCAGGGCUUCUCAGGGCAUGACCUGGUGGUCACUGGCUUGGCUGUCAGCCCAGGUGAGGCGGUGACUCCUGCUGGAGUAAGAAGUCUGUGUCUGGAUUCCUGACAGGUUUCUUCACGGACUCUCUCUUUCCUUGUUAAGUUUUCCAACAGCUUUGCACAGGCUCCCGUGACAACACUGUCUGCACUUGGGACAUAGAGACAGGGGACUGUUUGCACAGAGCGUCCAUUUCCAGGAAUCUGGUAAGUGCCAGAAGACCUUGGAAGGGAGAAGUCCUACUAUUUAUUACAGAUGCCAAAGGCACAAAUCCCUCGCCCAGUUUUAAAGUGACCCCUUAACCAUUUAUAGCUAAGUGGAACUUCCCUCUCUCUCUCUCUCUCUCUCUGUGUGUGUGUGCAAAAAUGGAGUUCGGUUUAUACUAAGGUUACCAGAUUUUUUCCAAAGAAUCUGGGGACACUCUUUUUUUAAAAAACAACAACAUUUAUUUCUAAAAAAAGUUGUUUUUUAAAAAAAUUAAGAAGUAAUAUUUUUUCUGUGGUCUCCUCUGUCACACGGCCUUCCUCUGGGCCCUGGCCUGCUCUCUUGGAGCGCUAGCCCUCCCAGUGCUCUCCUACCUUUCCUCCUGAGUGGCAGCGACGUGGCAAGGUCAGGGCUCCCCUCUUUUUUCUCCUUCCUCUCUCUCCCUCUUCCUUCUCUUCUCCUCCUUCUCCCUGCGUCGGCUCUGGGGUUUUCCUGGCCCCAGAGUGCCACGGGGCAGUUGGCUGGGUGCUCUCGUUCCCGGCUCGAUUUGGGUCACGGGGUGUGUCAGUGGUUCCCCCAGUUGAUGCAUCGUGCGUCCCCGGUUCCCCCUUGGCAGUGGCAGUCUCAGCAGCCUGGAGCCAGCCUGGUAGCGCAGUUGGCUCUGGCUGGCUUCAGGAGCUGCUCGCUGCCGUGGCGCCCGCCAUUUUGCCUGGCCGGAAGUCCCCAUAUGAUGUGUCUUGUGCCGUUGAACCAAUCAUGCAACAUUCAUAAUAAAUCUACAACACUUAAAAUAUAAAUCCAGGGACAUUAAAUGAAAUCCGGGCACAUUCCGGGGACAGAUUUUGUCUGGGGACAGAUAUUAAAAUCCAGGGACUUUCCCUGGGAAAUGGGGACAUCUGGUAACCAUAGUUUAUACUGAAAAUAAAAUACCUGCACCAAAUGAAGGAAACAGUGAAGUUGGUAUAUGAAGCCCUUCUUAUAAUUUUGAAGGAAAUGUAAGCAAUCCACUUUAAAUUAUUUAAUUGCAAUGCUUCAGCAGCCACCAAUUUUUUAAAGGAAAGGUGUGGAGUGUUUAUUCCUUAUUGUAAAUGGAGCCGUGCACUGUCUGCCCACUGAAUGCAACGGCGCUUACUCUCAGGUAACUGGGUAUAGACUAGGGAGCCUUAUACUGCAAUCAUUUUUGCCUUAUACUGCAAUCCAAAUCAUUUUUGCUCAGAGCUCAGUCCCACUGAGUUCAAUAGGAUUUACUCCUUGGUAUGUUCCUGAUCAUUCUCACAGUUUCUUCUUCUUCUGCUUCUGCUUCUGCUUCUUCUUUCCCGCCUUUUCCCCUGACAGGGACUCAAGGCAGCUUACGGUUAAAAAAUUAUUUCAUUCCAUUUAUCUUUGGAAGGUGUUGUACACAAUCCCUUCCCUCACACAUUAUUUCUUUACAACAAUCCUGUGAGAUAGGUUUGGCGGAAAGGUUGUAAUUGGCUCAAGGUGACUGAUGUAGAUGUGUAUAUGACAUCUAUGUGUGCGGCGAGAUCAAAUGCCGGAGAAGCUUCCUGAUGUAGAAUAGGGUGUCCCUAUUUUCAUCAGAGACAUGUUGGAGAUUCUGAUGUUUAUUCCCUGUUUUGGGCUUUCUUACAUACGACUGACUGGCUUUUGUCAGAAAGUGGUCUGGAUGAAAGCUUGGUCCCAUUUCAUGUGGGCUUCUCUGAAAUUCUAAGGGCAUUCUGAGCUGUGCUGAUAUUGUUGAGACCGCAAACUAGGUUGUUUUAAAAACAAUAGAUGCUCGUAAAAUCCUCUGCUUUCCGUUAUUUAACCUUGAAGGAGUAGGCUUUAGAACUUGGUUAUCACUCUUCACUCCACACACUGAUAUGAGACUGCCUUUUUCCCCCAGGGGAGAUUAUUUUGUUUUGGGUUCAAGAAGCUGUACCUCUCUGUUUGAUUCUUUAUUUUGUUGUUAUUAUUUUUUAAUACAAUUUUCAUAAUGUAUUAUAAUAAAGAAAAACAAACCAAUCUAAACAGAAACAAAGGAGGGAGAGAGAGGGGGAGAGAGGGAGGGAGGGCGAGAUGAAAGAAAGAAAGAAAGAAAGAAAGAAAGAAAGAAAGAAAGAAAGAAAACAAAGUCCUCUUUCACGUGUAAAUCUUAACUUGUCCCACACAGAGAAAGGUGAUUCCUCCCAGCUCUCACCUGAGAACUUCCCUUUCUUCUUCCAUCCUGGGAGAUUUUCCCUUCCCUGCCUCUCACACAGGGGGACCGCUUUCUGAUAUGGCUAGAUGAGCUGCCCAUUAAUUGUUCUCUCCCACAGGUAACUCAUCUGUGCUGGGUUCCCGGAGAGCCAUAUAUAGUCCAAGCAUCAGAGGAUAAAACAAUUAGGUAUGUGAGCGCAUGGGAGUGGAGACCGAAUUGUGCACAAAUCCAGCUUUUCUGGCUCUGAACCCAACUUUCUGAAAAUUUUGCUUUUGAAAUUUGAGCUGCGGGGUUCAUCGGCACAGGAUCCCUUGGAGCUGGUGGGUGUAGCAGACCUUGCAGUUCUUGCCAAAACUCGUGCUGGCGGGGGGGGGGGGCUUUCCCUGUGUACACCUGGUGGGGCUAAGCUUUCCUCUGUAGCAGAGCUGAGCUCCAGGACUACCACAAGAUGUAGUGAUGGAAACAGUUUAUUUGCUGCAGUGGAAUACAGACAAAUAAAAAACAUCUUUAUAGCUGAACUUCUCCCCAUCCAAAAGCUUUUUUCAUCUGUAAGGUAAAGGGUAAAGGGACCCCUGACCAUUAGGUCCAGUCAUGACCGACUCUAGGGUUGUGGCGCUCAUCUCGCUUUAUUGGCCAAGGGAGCCGGUGUACAGCUUCCGGGUCAUGUGGCCAGCAUGACUAAGCCGCUUCUGGCGAACCAGAGCAGCGCAUGGAAAUGCCGUUUACCUUCCCGCCGGAGCAGUACCUAUUUAUCUUCUUGCACUUUGAUGUGCUUUUGAACUGCUAGGUUGGCAGGAGCAGGGACUGAGCAACAGGAGCUCACCCCAUCGCGGGGAUUCGAACCGCCGACCUUCUGAUCGGCAAGUCCUAGGCUCUGUGGUUUAACCCACAGUGCCACCCGCGUCCCUUUUUUUACCUGUAGCCAUCAGUUAAAAUCUGUUUUGAUUUUUUUAAUGCCAUAGUUUAUGUUUGUAAUUAACAAAAUCUUCCAUAUGUGUGUGUGUGAUCCAAAUCCCCAAGCAUCCAACCAGCAAAUCCCACUAGGGAACUACUGUAAACACUUUUGGGGUAUCAAUAACAAAGCUCAUCUAUUCUGACUAAGUCAAACUGAGCUGCUCCAUAGGCUGCAAGGGUGGUUGUUGUUGUUACAUGCCCCAAACCUUUCACUGGCUUGUAUAAAAGUCUUUUUUUUUUUUUCAUUUAUUGCCAGAGGUUAUACUGGGGAAGAAAGAUAAAUUUAAAAUGAGAAUAAAAUAGCAUCCCAGUCAUUUUAAUCUGUUUUGGUGCUGCUCAGGACUGUAGGACAGUGGGCGGCCUCUAGCCAGACCUCUUGGGCCGCUUUGGUGGGACGAAAUGUCUUUGGGCCAGCCGGCCACCUUGAGCCCUUUCACGUGCCCAUUGCUGCCCCUUUUGUUUGUGGCAGGAUCUGGGACAGCCGGGAGCUGCGUGUGGCCCACGCCUUCCCUGCCAAGCAGCAUAUCCAGACGUCCUGUGAUGUCAGUUCAGACGGGCGGUACUGUGUCAGCGGCAGCAGUGGCUCUGGCGGUGAAGGCUGUGAGGCCACGGUGAGGUCACCACCAGCUGUGGGCUGAGGCGGGAGCGCUGAGCAGUGGUGGUGGUGGGGAGCUUGAACCGCAGAACUGGAGAGGGGGAGACAGGACCCAAAGGGGCAUCUUCCUAGCCCAGUCCCCCACCGAGCCUCCCUCUCUGGCUCCGUAAAGGGUCUCUCAAUAUGGCAAACUUCCAAAACAACCCGCAAUGUAGCCACCAUUGCUUCCUCAAAGGUAUCCUGCUCAUUGGCGAGGAUUCCGGUGUCAGGGUUGAAGCCAGAUGCACAAAGAGUAUACUGUAUUUUUUUCUCUAUAAGACUCACUUUUUCCCUCCUAAAAAGUAAGGGGAAAUGUGUGUGUGUCUUAUGGAGUGAAUGCAGGCUGCGCAGCUAUCCCAGAAGCCAGAACAGCAAGAGGGAUUGCUGCUUUCACUGCACAGCGAUCCCUCUUGCUGUUCUGGCUUCUGAGAUUCAUAAUUUUUUUGUUUUGUUUUUCUCCUCCAAAAACUAGGUGCGUCUUUUGGUCUGGUGCGUCUUAUAGAGCGAAAAAUACGGUAAAUUUGUUGCUUAGCUUCCAAUGGCCUGGUCAUUGUUUGUUUUAACACUUUCCCUCAUCAGUGAAAAGAGAGGGAGAGAGUCCCCUCCCUUUGGCUUCCAAACCUAAAAAGACAGGGUAGGCGCCGUCGGUGGGAAAAUGGCUUGGCAAUGCCAGGCCAAAAUGGGUGGCAAGGCUGAGUUUCCUCUGAGGGAGUUGUUGCUGCUGACCUGGUGAUACUUUGCAAUGUGCUGAUGCCUUUUUCCUUUUGUUGUAUUGUGUUUUACUCAUUAAAAGCUGCCUCGCAGGGGAAUGUCCCUAAAGGGCACCUUAAACAUCUAAUUUUUAAAGGUAAAUAUUGCCCCUCUGAUUGACGUUGGAGACCGAAGUGUGUUUUCACUCCAGCUUUGCAACAAGGGAAAGCUCAGUGGCGGAGACAGGAGUGAGAUUUGGGAGGGGUAUGGCUUCACCACUUGCUCUUCCUUCCAGCUCUGGGACCUGCGGCAGGUGAAGUGCCGAGUGCGAGAGUUUUGGGGCCACUCCCAGACCACAGCAUCCUGCAUCUUCCUCCCUCGGGGCCUCGGGGCCUCCCCGGCCAUUGCCACUUCGUCGCAUGACUGCACAGUGAGAGUGUGGAGCCAGGACUCUGGAGGUAGAGCGCUCAGCUCCUCUUGCUGGGGGAGAAUUGGCUGCAAGGGCUGCCUUGCUAGAUCAGCAAAGCCUGAAGGAAGCAAACACAUGUUCUUUCACAGACACUUCACUUAAAGAAGUGAAGGCCUGUAGUAAUGGCGGGGUGGGGGGAAAAAUCUGUAAUUCACAUUCUCUAUCUGUUAAGUCCAUCUAUAUCUGUGCUUUGAUUUUUGAAGUUUCCUAUCUUGGACGGAUGAAAAUACUCACUGGAAGGUGAUGGGCAGAAGACAAAGGCCCCUUUGUGAGGGGCAGGGUAGAGAGGAUCUCACAGGGUGGGAGACUGAGGGAAGAGGGGGAAGCUGCCAGGUGAGAGAUGGGAGAGCUCAUUUUUCUGUGUGUGGAAUAAGGGUUAAGAUAUCAUUGUGAUAGAAGGCCUGGUAUUUCUUUUAUUUUCUUUUUUCUUCUUUAUUUUCUUCUGAUGCUUAUUCUUGCUUCUUUCCUAUUUGCCUUCUUUAGAUUAGUUUGGCUUUUAUUGUACAUACCUCAUGUUACGUUUUUUCAUGUUGCCUCCCGCGGCAACCCGGAAGUACUGGAAAGGGUUACUUCCAGGUUUUGCCGCUCGCGCAUGCGCAGUUGCGCUAAAUCACACUUCGCGCAUGUGCACAAGCGCCAAAUCGCACCACACACCUGGGCAGAUAUCGUGCUUUAGGUUGCGGGCCUUUCAUGUUGUGAACGGGCCUCCAGAACGGAUCCCGUUCGCAUCCAGAGGUUGCUGUAUAGUAUGUUGUAUAGUAUGUUGGAAAUUCUUAAUAAAAUUGAUAAAAAGGAACCAACAACAACAACAAAAACCCUAAUGUGCAGACCGAGGGGUGUGUGUGUGUUCCAAACAAGGAACUUGAGGAUUUGCACGAGGUAUAGAGGAGGGUAUGACUGAACCCUGCGUAAUUUCACCAUGCACAACGUUACACACUUUUAUAAUGCCCUCCCCUUACUUGCCUUUUCUUGAAAUGAAAAAGUCCCAAAUGCUGCAAGCUUUCCUCACAGGGGAGUCUCUCAACCCCCUUGGUCUUUUUGGGCACACAUUUCUGUGCCUCCCCCAGUUCUAAAAUAUUCUUUGUAAGGUCAGGUGAGGUGACUAGAACUGGACACAGUAUUCCUAGUGUGAAAUUAUUUUUUUGGGGGGGGGGUUCCCUGACUGGCCAGCCUUGCAGCACCGCAUCUUAUUUCCAUGCCGUGACAAGCUUCACCUGUUGAAUUUCCACUUUUGGGGUGGCUGUUUGCACAGCCCACCCAAACAUUUUGUUGGGCAUGUGAAGCAAAGCUGGCUUGACCCUCCACCAAGAGAGGACGAAGGCAGAUAUUCUCUCCCCGAACACCAACUGACUGCCUCUUUCUUUCUUCUCCUAGCCUGUGUGGCUACUGCCUGCCUUGAAGGAGCCGGGGCUCUGCCUUCGCUGGCCGCCUUCGAGAGCGGCUCGCUCCUCUGCGCCAGCUCCAACUCUGGGAUUCACUUGCUGAAGUUUAGCUCUGCAAAAGGAACUGACCUCCAAGAAGUGGCCAAGUUCUGAACCCCAGAAACCAGCUUCCAUGUGGCAUUGGGGAGCAGCCUUCAUGGGGCUAUUUGGCUGAAAGCCUUCCAUGCUGCUGUGUCAGGGAAGAAGGAAGUGGCACACAGAUGGGGGUGCCUGACCGGAAGACUUCACAGGAGCUGCAGCAAUAGGACAUGGGAUUUGAGCCCUGCUAGCAAAAUUGUAGCUCUGCUUAAUGGGUUUAGCCACACCCAGGUGUAUAAAUGAGAAAGGAAUGGACAGUGAAGCUCCUAAAGUGCCCUUCGCUCACUAUUGUGUGGGGAAGAUGGACCAGAUUUUGUAGAAGCACUUCGUGUUUGUGCAUUUGUCAUGUCCUGUAUCUGAGCCAGUUUUUUAAAUAUAUAUAUAUAUAUAUUUAUAAUUCCAGUAGUUCUCAGGGCAUGCACAUAAGUGUUUAUUCACACACACAUACCCCAAUUUUAUUUUAUUUUUGAAAAAUCUCACUCUUCAGACCCCAAAAUUUCCCAGAACAGCUUAUGGAUCACAACAAACAAAACAGUCACUGCCCCUCAGGGUUACAGUUCUUAAAGGCAUGGCAUAAAAGGAAAACAGAUUUGGGAGGGAGGAGGAAAGAAGCAAGUUCAAGUUCUUAAUGGCAAGUUCUUCUAAUAACCCGCGAGCGUAGGGAAAGCUCAAGGGCAGGAGGCAGAGCCGCAAAUUGCUCCCUCCUCUUCCCUCCUACAGACCAUGCAAGUUGGCACCCAUCUGUGGUGGCCACAUGGCCCCUGCCUGCCUCCACAUCUCUGCAGCCUUGCCUGGACUCUGUGAAAGGAACGAGGCAUGUGUGUGGCGGUGAGGAAAUGCUUUCUUCCAAGGUCUUUCUGUGCGAGGUCGCUGCCGCAGUUUGCUGUUGCAGCCGCAGGAAAGCUCUUGUAAACGUUGACCUGCAAACUUCUGUGGCCCAGGACCCCCAGCCAUAGCGUGGUCUUUCCUCAGAGCCUGGAGCUGCAGGGAGGUGGCCACCUGAGAUGGGAGACGCAUUUGGCACCCAUGGGUGUCUGCACGCCACUCCUAGUCCUUUGGGCUGGCAGCUGCUGACAGGCCUGUUUCUAGCCCUCAUGGUGGAAAAGGCUUAAAACAAGUGGGAAGGAGGUGGAAAGACUGAAGAGCCUGGAGGGGGUGGCUUGAGCUUAACUUCCAGGAAACUGAGGUGAGGGACCCAGGCUGGAGGGUCCUGCAGUUAUGACGCCACCACAGAAUCACAGAAAAACACACAAUCUGCCUGUUUCCACAGACUGCAGAAUCCAGUGUUUUUGGGUGGAUUUUUAAAUGUGCCUCUUUUUGUUCCUCUGGUCCACUUGCCUCUGUAGGGCAAAGUGUUCACUUAACCUGCUUGAUCUUAAACUUCACCACUCACUUAUAAUGAGAGAGAGAGAGAUGUGCUUAUUUGCAUAUGCAAAUAGCCACCUUACCCAAAGCAAGUGAUCAGCCUUGCACUGUAGCUGAUAGAAGGCAGCCAACCAAGCCCAGCUCAGCACUGCAACCUCCAGCAUCAGCGCUGCAAUCCAAACAUUAGGGCUGUGGACAGCAAGAGCCCCAAGACCAUCAGGGCAGUGGCACAGAAGAGUCCAGGAUAGUGGUCCCACAAGAGGCAGCACGUUUCCCAGCAUCUGGAUACGGGGUGGGUGACAACGAGCUCCCUGGGGUCAGACCCUCGGGGCGCGGCAGCCUUGAGCAAUUCCAGGGUCACAAGCACCGCAAAGGCCUCUUCUUUGGCAUUCCCUGGCAGCUUCCUGCACCAGCACAGACGGAAGCCGUCCAGCCAGACCUCCUGCACCUCCCUCAUCCACGGGGGGAACUGCUGGACGAUGUCCAUGUUGACUGGAAGCCUGGGGACUCCUCCGCAGGGUAAGGGGACGCUCCCCCUGCAGAGCGGGCACUGGAAGCUCUGGCUUGACUUGAGGAAGAUGCACAGCUUGGCCAGGCACUCCAAGCAGAAGGUGUGGGAGCAAGGCAGGAGGCGAGGGGCCCUGAAGACAUUGUCGAAGGAGAGGUAGCAAAUGGGGCACUCCGCUGCAGAUGCCCCUUCUUCCACUGUUCGGCUUGCAGCAGUAGGAGAAGGAUCCGUCGCUUCCGCCUGCCCCUGGCCAGACCGGGAGCCACUUUCCACAGAAUUCAAAACCUCCAUAGGGAUAGACUUCCCCACCUCACAGGUCCGUGAUUCCUGGCUUCCUUGCUGAGGGUGGCCUCACCAACCCUAGUUUGAUGAUGGGCUCAGAUGAGAACCGGAGCCUCUGGAGUUUCUCAUGCUGGUGGGACCCUGGCCACAAGAGUCCUCCAGGCUGCUUGAUAUCCUGCGGCCACUCCAGACUCAGAGGCCACCUCUGGGAGGGAGCUCUCAGCCCUCCUCCCAAGAUGGGCUCCUGUGCAUCUAGGCAGUGUGACUGGGCAACCAGCCUUGUGUUUGACACCUUCCCUCCCU
Molecule: messenger RNA, 16283 nt
Organism: Podarcis lilfordi (Lilford's wall lizard)
Lineage: Eukaryota; Metazoa; Chordata; Lepidosauria; Squamata; Lacertidae
Source: the annotation of a GenBank genome assembly